Molecule: messenger RNA, 1929 nt
Organism: Neoarius graeffei (lesser salmon catfish)
Lineage: Eukaryota; Metazoa; Chordata; Actinopteri; Siluriformes; Ariidae
Gene: peli3
Product: pellino E3 ubiquitin protein ligase family member 3
Exons: 8
Coding region: 338-1825 (495 amino acids)
Biological process (GO): protein K63-linked ubiquitination; regulation of Toll signaling pathway
Molecular function (GO): protein binding; ubiquitin protein ligase activity
Source: RefSeq, a predicted model, not a curated record
GUGACUGUAGGCGACGGUGAAACACCUUUUCUGGUGUGAUUUCUUGGAAAGGGAGCGCAUCGGACAGAUGGGCGUGUCAGGAUUGCAAGUGCACUGUCGGAUUAACACUGUCCCUCACUGUGUACCGUAAUGACCCCGGUGUGUGUCUGUGUGGCGAUGAGCGUGUCGUCCACAUCAUCAGCAUCAUCAGCAUCAGCACCAUCAGCAUCAUCGUAGCGCGAGGACACCAGCAGCAGCGCCACGCGCCCUUCUGAUGCCACACGCGGAUUAAAUCCAGCCAUCAGGACUGACGACGCAAACAUCAGCGGCUGCAAGUCCCUGUACGUGGCCCUCAGACAUGGUUUUAGAAGGAAGUUCUGAGGCUCUGUGCCCUCCUCCGUCCCUGGAGCUGCGCCCAUCAUGCAACAAGAGCCAACCAUCGCCCCCUCUAGACUCGGGCUCGCAAUCCCAUGAUGCCAUAUUCCCUGGGGACAAGGAGCCCAUCAAGUAUGGAGAGCUGAUCGUGCUGGGACAUAAUGGUUCACUGGUGGGUGGUGAUAAAGGGCGCAGGAGGAGUCGACUAGCCCUUUACAAGAGACCCAAAGCCAAUGGCGUCAAACCUGAUGUCAUCCACAAUGUAUCCACACCUCUGGUGUCAAAGGCACUGAGCAACAAAAGCCAGCACAGUAUCUCCUACACACUGUCAAGGAGUCAUUCUGUUAUAGUAGAGUAUACACAUGACUCCAACACAGAUAUGUUUCAGGGCCGUCCUCCACAGGAGCGAUGCGAUGAGACUCCAACCAGACACAGGGCACCAGGAUGGAUCAGGCAGGUCCGAGGAGUAGAAGAGAUUGGCCGUUCCACAGAGAGCAUGAUCGACUUUGUGGUGACGGAUAUGGGAGGCAGCAGCGGGCAGUGCCAAGGUCAGAGUCAGGGGGGUGCAGGAGGAGACGGGGGCCAGUCAGCACAGAGCACCAUCUCCCGCUAUGCUUGCCGCAUCAUGUGUGAGCGGAGUGCCCCCUACACAGCCCGCAUCUAUGCUGCUGGCUUCGACUCCUCCAAAAACAUCUUCCUCGGGGAGCGGGCAGCUAAAUGGCGGACCUCAGAUGGCUUGAUGGAUGGACUGACCACCAACGGGGUGUUGGUAAUGCACCCUGCGGGGGAAUUUGUGUCAGAGCCCACUCCUGGGGUGUGGCGAGAGAUAUCAGUGUGCGGGAAUGUCUUCGCCCUGAGAGAAACACGCUCCGCUCAACAGAGAGGCAAACUGGUCGAGAAUGAGUCAAACACACUGCAGGAUGGCUCUCUGAUUGACCUGUGUGGCGCAACACUGCUGUGGCGGAGCCCGAGUGGCCUACGGCGCACGCCUACGCUCAAGCAGCUCGAGUCACUGCGUCAGGAGCUGAAUGCUGCACGUCCUCAGUGUCCAGUGGGUUUCAACACACUGGCUUUUCCCAGCCUGGCACAACGUGCCACCGUUGACAAGAAGCAGCCAUGGGUCUACAUGAACUGCGGUCAUGUGCACGGCUACCACAACUGGGGCUUCCGCAGGGAGAAGGAUAAGGCAGUAGGUGCAGCCGAGCGCGAGUGCCCUAUGUGCAGGAAGGUGGGUCCCUACGUGCCCCUGUGGUUGGGCUGCGAAGGUGGCCUGUAUCUGGACGCAGGACCCCCCACACAUGCUUUCUGUCCCUGUGGCCACGUGUGCUCAGAGAAAACCGCACAAGGCUGGAGCCAGAUCCCACUGCCACACGGAACACACGCCUUCCAUGCAGCAUGCCCAUUCUGUGGCACAUGGCUCACUGGCCAGCACGGCCACAUCAAGCUCAUCUUCCAAGGCCCCGUUGACUGAGACAGCAGGACUGCAUGUAAAGAAAAGAACUAAAGGACUUGACUUGAGGAGUAAUGUUACUGCACCAAGAGAUUGUGUUGAAAAUGUUGAGAUAUGUAAAUAAA